Messenger RNA from Tribolium madens (black flour beetle), 1993 nucleotides. RefSeq lists its product as uncharacterized. The coding region runs from base 91 to 1899 and encodes 602 amino acids. The record is from RefSeq and is a predicted model, not a curated record. NCBI's taxonomy places the organism in Eukaryota, Metazoa, Arthropoda, Insecta, Coleoptera, Tenebrionidae. The transcript is spliced from 8 exons. Gene Ontology annotation, molecular function: protein binding.
GACAGUCACUAGUUGUAUUUGUCAUUUCAAUAUUAUGUAAUAAAAAUAUUCUAAUUUUUUGUCAGUUUUUUUAAAUUUUCCCAAAUAAAAAUGUCUGCGGAAAAAAAUGCUAAAAAAGUUCACAUGGAAGGUGAUGAACAAGCCCAAGACAGUGCUGGACAAAAUGAACAACCAACAGAAGAAAUCAAAGAAAAUCAAAAUGAAGAAAAGCAAGAACUACAAACUGAAAAUAUAGUAAAAGUAGAAGAUUUAGUAAGCAUUGACACAGGGACCAAUCAGCUCGAAAGCAUAAAAGACAGUGACCAAAUCACCCAAAGUGAGCAAGCGGUUAUGGUACCAACAACAGAACCCCAAGAAACUGAAAUAAACGAAGAUUCUAUGGAAGCUAAACUAAUUCUAUUGCAUCAAUUUUCGAGCGAUUAUUUUCUGUACAAGCACAGUCCCUCUUUCAAAUGUUUCGAACAGACCUUAUGUUCACAAAGCGAUCUCCGAUUGACUUUACAUUUUUUUCCGCCUCUCACUGAUCCAGGGUUGGAUGAAGCUUUCAACUACAUACCACCUGAGGAAGAGCAUGAUCCUGACGGUGCCGACAAAUAUAUCAAUAUGUGCAAAGAUUUAGCCAUUGUGCCCAUUUCCCGCGUGAUAAGGUCACUGAAAACCGACACUUUAAAUUUAAAGUAUUACGGGCUAACAUUAAAACAAAUGAGAGGCAUAGCCGACGCGUUAAAGGUUAACAGUAACAUAAAAUAUUUAAUUUUCGAAGAUAAUUGGAUGUCACCAGAGGCAACAGCUCUCAUUGGUGAGGUUCUGCGUGAAAGUAACUCGAUUCGGUUUUUAAAUUUGAAAGAGUGUCGAAUUGGCGAAGAGGGAGCUGAAAAAUUAUGUGAAGGCAUAUCAUCAACGCAAUUCUUGCAAGAACUGGAUUUAAGUUAUAACAGUUUGGGCGAUAAAGGUUUGAAAAUACUUCAACCGAGUUUAAUUGAAAAUACAUCAAUCAAAAAGUUAAAUAUCAGUCACAAUAAUUUAACUGAAGAUUCGGGUAUGACUUUGGAGGCAAUUUUGUUAGAAAAUAAAUACCUGGAAGAGUUAGAUCUUUCCUGGAAUGGAUUUUAUACCGGUCCUGGGAAUAAAAAAUUAUGCAACGGUUUGGCUAAAAAUGAAUUGAUUAGGUGGUUAAAUCUAUCUUGGAAUGGAAUUGGCACAGGUCCUGCAAUGCGGCCCAUAACAAAAUACUUGAGGAAGACGCAAGUGUUACAGUUUAUAGAUUUGAGUUGGAACAGAAUAACACAGCGCAGUCUACUCUUAUUGAGAGCAGCUCUAAUACGAAACAAAUCAUUAAAUGGAAUUAAGUUAGGACAUAAUAUUUACACUCCUGACGAAGCUUACUUUCUUGCAUCUCUUUUUUCAAGAGUGAAAAACAAUAAUUUUACAUUUUUAGACAUGGAAGACAUGUGCGUAAAUAAAGAUUUUUUGCCGUUGAAGCGAAAAUUUCUAAGAGAAGGCAGACAAAUCACUCAUGGGCAUGUGUUAAGCAAUUAUGAAAUUUACGGUCCUGAUAUAAACAAGCUUCUCUUUCAACGAUGUCGCUAUUUAGCAAUGAAGCCAAAGAAAAAAAAGAAGAAGAAAGAUUUCGGACAUUUCGUAUUGUCGCUGCCUGAUAAAAAUGUGACACCACAAGAUUUCCAAGAAUUGUUGAAAAAGAAGAAAAUCAAAAAGAUUGAUAAAGAUUUACUCAAUGAACUAAUGGCAAGGUUUCAAGUCAAGAAUAAAAAAAUCGAUUCAAAUGCCAUGAAAGCGGCUUACAUGAAACUGUACCCUGAUACGGUACUACCUGAAGAAAAGAAGAAGAAGAAGAAGAAAAAGAAGAAGAAAGGCAAGAAACCGAAAAAGAAGGAAUAAUAUUUAUCACAUAAAUAAAAAAAUCAAAUCGUCUAUUUCAAUUACCUUUGGAAACAGAAGAGACAAUCUUAAGAGAAUAUAUCAUAGGUGAAGA